Molecule: messenger RNA, 1215 nt
Organism: Aspergillus wentii DTO 134E9
Lineage: Eukaryota; Fungi; Ascomycota; Eurotiomycetes; Eurotiales; Aspergillaceae
Product: 4-hydroxyphenylpyruvate dioxygenase family protein
Exons: 4
Coding region: 1-1215 (404 amino acids)
Biological process (GO): L-tyrosine catabolic process
Molecular function (GO): 4-hydroxyphenylpyruvate dioxygenase activity
Source: RefSeq, a predicted model, not a curated record
AUGGCCCCCUCGGCUAUCUCCUCCACUCCUCCCCCCAACGAGGCCCCGUCCUCCCUCGCCAGCUACAAAGGCUACCACCAUGUCCACUGGUACGUGGGCAACGCCAAACAAGCCGCCUCAUACUAUAUCACCCGCAUGGGCUUCAAGCGUGUCGCCUACCGCGGUCUAGAGACAGGAAACCGAGUCAUCUGCUCACACGUCGUCCGCAAUGGAGACGUCACCUUUGUCCUCACCUCACCUCUGCGCUCUUUAGACAAGACCAGCAGCUUCACCCCCGAAGCCGAAGAACAGGCGCAACUUGAAGAAGUUCACAACCAUCUCGAGAAGCACGGCGAUGGCGUCAAGGAUGUUGCGUUUGAGGUCGACUCCGUCGAUGCAGUUUACUACGCUGCCUUGAAGAACGGUGGCAAGGUCGUCUCUAAGCCUAAACUGUUGGAGGAUUCGCACGGCCAUGUCAAGGUGGCCACGAUCAAAACAUAUGGAGAGACUACUCACACCUUGGUGGAGACGGGCUCUUACAACGGCUCUUUCCUGCCCGGCUUCCGUCUGGAGACUGGGCCUGAAGACCCUAUCUCUAAGCUGCUGCCGGGAGUCAACUUGAAACGGGUUGACCACUGUGUCGGAAACCAGGACUGGGAUGAGAUGGACAAGAUCUGUGAAUACUACGAGAAAGCCCUAGGCUUCCACCGUUUCUGGUCCGUUGACGACUCCCAAGUCUGCACCGAAUUCUCCGCUCUCAAGAGCAUCGUCAUGGCCUCCCCCAACGAACUCGUAAAAAUGCCCAUCAACGAACCCGCGCACGGCAAAAAGAAAUCCCAAAUCGAAGAAUACGUCGACUACUACAACGGCGCCGGCGUGCAACACAUCGCCCUCCUAACCGACGAUAUCAUCCGCGACAUCACAAACCUCAAAGCCCGUGGUGUCGAGUUCAUCAAAGUCCCCGAUACGUACUACGAGGAUGUCAAGGUGCGGCUUAAGAAGGCCGGACUGACUCUUCAUGAGGACUUUGAUACGAUUCGCAGUUUGGAUAUUUUGAUUGAUUUUGAUGAGGGUGGGUAUCUUUUGCAGUUGUUUACCAAGCAUCUGAUGGACCGACCGACUGUGUUCAUUGAAAUCAUCCAAAGACACAACUUUGAAGGUUUCGGUGCUGGCAACUUCAAGUCGCUUUUCGAAGCUCUCGAACGGGAACAAGAACUGCGUGGAAAUCUCGUUUAG